Phytomonas sp. Hart1 is the source of this 938-nucleotide messenger RNA. The record is from the annotation of a GenBank genome assembly. NCBI's taxonomy places the organism in Eukaryota, Euglenozoa, Kinetoplastea, Trypanosomatida, Trypanosomatidae.
GGCUUUCUAGGGCUUUUAGGACUCUUAGGCAUCGUUGCCAUUUACUGAUAGCUGGGCGUGCCUUUUAAAACUUAAGUAAACGUAAAGUUCGGGUGUACAUAGGUUUUCCUACGGAGAGAUGGGCAAGGUCAAGAAGCAGGCGAGCCACGCCAUCAAGAAAAUCCUCAUGAAGGAAAAGAGCCUGGCGAUGAAAAAGAAGCACGAGGCCGAUCGAUACCACGACACGCCUGAACCGACCUACACGGCACAGGCCCGAAAGGACCCCGCCUUUGUGGAAUUCCAAAAGUCGCAGGUCACUCAAGCCGCCCCGGCGCAAACCGCCUCCUUCCUGUCCUACAACAACGCCCUCGGGCCGCCUUUUCGGAUAUGGCUCGAUACCAACUUUAUCAACUUCUCGAUGCAGAACAAGAUCGACAUUGUCCAGGGCCUGAUGGAUUGCCUCUUGGCCAAGGUAAUCCCGUGUAUCUGCGACUGCGUCUUCGCCGAGCUGGAGAAGUUGGGGAAGAAGUUCAGGAUCGCCCUAAAACUCGCGCGCGAUAAGCGGUUUGAGCGGCUGACCUGUGAAGGACGCUACGCGGAUGACUGCGUCGUGCGCACGGUCACCCAACACCCCGUUUAUAUUGUCGCGACCUGCGAUCAGGAGCUGAAGCGGCGAAUUCGUAAAAUACCGGGUGUCCCCAUUAUGUACAUCUCUAAGCAUCGCUAUACCAUCGAAAGACUCCCCGAAGCAUACGGCGCCCCUGCAUAAUUUUAACUUUUUGCCACCCAUGACAUUAACCAGAGGAUGGGCAAAACUUAAUUGAUGUUUGUAACGAUUAAUUAAUAAGUUUGCUUAUCACGAAUGGUAAAUAUUAGGGUAAAUAGAGAGAAGGUGACUUUUCAUUUAAAAAAAAAAAAGAGCACUUCUCCCUGUCCUAAUAUUUAUUCUGUCCUUCACA